Molecule: messenger RNA, 576 nt
Organism: Fraxinus pennsylvanica
Lineage: Eukaryota; Viridiplantae; Streptophyta; Magnoliopsida; Lamiales; Oleaceae
Source: the annotation of a GenBank genome assembly
AUGUGUCAAGUGACCGUUCUCCUAAUACUGAAUUUCCGGGGAAGAAGCAUUCUAAAUUUAGAGGAUGAAUCGGAUGACCGAGCUUUCAAAGUGAAGAAUACACUGAUAUUCAAUGCAUUCGUCCUUUGUCAGAUAUUCAACGAGUUGAAUGCUAGAAAGCCUGAUGAGAUCAAUGUGUGGAAAGGGGUUACUAAAAACCGUCUUUUCAUGGGAAUAGUUGGGCUUACAGUGGUUCUUCAUGUUAUUUAUCUUAUUUUGCUCUUUCUUGUACAAGAUGCCCCAAAAUAUCUUGAAAUUUAUAAAUCUACUCUUGCUGUUCACGUCAUCAUAAUAUUUUUUCUUGGGAAGUUUAGUUCAACAGUUAGACUCAGUUGGAAAUUGUGGCUUGUUUCCGUUGUCAUCGGUAUAAUCAGCUGGCCUCUAGUCAUUGUUGGGAAGCUAAUUCCUGUCCCAGAGAGACCUUUCAGUGAUUUUUUUAUGAAGCAAAUACGUAAAGAAAGAGAAUCAAGAGGUAAAGAAAACCUUUUGGGAGUUGAACAUGAGGGGAAUAUGCGCUUCUUCAUCACAACGAGUUGA